AUGGCUGCUGGAGGCCGAACUUGUAUCUUCAUCUUUGUGUUUGAACACAAAGUGUGUAGCUCAAUGAGCCACAUCCCGGGCCCUACUCUUGCUAUCUCAGCUAGCAAAGAAAAUGGGGGCGGACUGGGAACAAAGAAGACAGGCAUAUAUACUAGGGGACCGGAUGGUCAUGCCAACCUCCCAUACCCGAUAUAUGCUGAGAUUCCUCCAUGCAUUGACCCAUUUGAGCAAAAACAAGAUGAAGACCCUAUUAGACAGAGAAAACACCUGGACAGUGCUGCUGAACCAGGAUCAGGUACUCCAGCAGGUAACUUCUACCUGCCCAGCCUGUGCUCAAGUCAACGCAGGAAAGGUUCAUCUAAACAAGGGGGCCCGCCAAAGAGGCCAUCGUCCUGGUGUUCAUUGGGAAAUAGACUUUACAGAAGUAAAACCUGGACUCUAUGGGUACCGGUACCUCCUGGUCUUCGUGGACACUUCGUGGACACUUUUCCCGGAUGGAUCGAGGCAUUCCCAACCAAGAAUGAGACGGCUAACGUGGUAACAAAGAAACUGUUGGAAGAAAUCUUCCCCAGAGGCACAUCUUCAAGCCCUUCAACUGGUGCAGAGGGAGAUCUGGAAGCCCCUGGCCAAAGCUUAUCAGGAGCAGCUAGACAAGCUGGUCGUGCCCCACCCCUUCCAGAUCGGGGACUCCGUUUGGGUCCGACAACACCAGACCAAGAAUCUGGAACCACGAAACCCCCUAAAAAUAAGCCGGUCUUUGGUAUAAUUCAUAGUUGCUCAUGUAGAGAAUUAUAUGCAGUCAAGGACCAAACAGGUUGCAUUUGGGAGGGCGAACAGGCCAGUUCCCAGGUGGGCAAAGUCAGGGCAUUGUAG
This is a messenger RNA of Peromyscus maniculatus bairdii (prairie deer mouse), 873 nucleotides long. The record is from RefSeq and is a predicted model, not a curated record. Lineage: Eukaryota; Metazoa; Chordata; Mammalia; Rodentia; Cricetidae.